This is a messenger RNA of Cyanistes caeruleus (blue tit), 711 nucleotides long. NCBI's taxonomy places the organism in Eukaryota, Metazoa, Chordata, Aves, Passeriformes, Paridae. The record is from RefSeq and is a predicted model, not a curated record.
CAUGGCGGCGGCGGGUCCCGAGCGGCCGCGGCCCGCAGCGCUCACCCUGCUCGAGCCGGCGCCCGGCGCGCCCAGCUGCCCUCACGGUCCUGCACUUCUGUUUGUGAAGACCAGCCAAGGAAAGGAGGAAGGAAGAAGAUUCUAUGCUUGUUCGGCUUGUAGGGAUAGAAAAGAUUGUAACUUUUUUCAGUGGGAAGAUGAGAAGGUAAGAGAGCAGUGCUUGAGGCUAUGCUAAAGACUCAGGGCCACGAAGGUGGUCAGAGGUCUGGAUCACCUCUCCUAUGAGGAAGGGCGGAGAGAGUUUGGGUUAUUCAGCGUGGAAGAGAGAAGGCUUCCUCCGGGAUGUCCUUAUAGCAGUCUCCCAAUACCUGAAGGGGGGCCUCCAAGAAAUCUGGAGAGGGACUUUUUGCAAGGGCAAGUAGUGAAAGGACAAGGGGUGAUGGCUUUAAGCAUUAAGAGGAUAGAUUUAGGUGAGAUAUUAGGAAGAAAUUAUUUACUGUGAGGGUGGUGAGGCACUGGAAAAGUUGCCCAGAUAAGCUGUGGAUGCCCAUCCCUGGAAGUAUUCAAGGCCAAGCUGCAUGGGGUUUUGAGCUACUUGGUCUAGUGGGAGGUGCCCCUAGCCAUGGCAGAAGGCUUGGAACUACAUGUUCUUUAAGUCCCUUCCAGCUCAAAUCAUUCUAUGGUUUUAUGAAACACUGGUGAUUUUUUUCU